AUGUCGACUGUUACGCCAUCAAGCAGACGCAUUCUUGUUACAGGAGCCAACAAAGGUAUUGGCAAAGCUAUCUGCGAGCGCCUUUUGCAAGAAUGGGACGACACGUAUGUACUGUUGGGGUCUCGAGACUUACAACGAGGAGAAGAAGCCAAAGCCGACUUGAUCAACUCUUUGGGGGAUUCCUGCAAGGAUCGUUUGCAGGUGAUCCACUUGGAUACGUCAUCGGAUGAAUCAGUUCAAAAAGCUGCCGAAUCAAUUUCGGGAGAUGACAAGUUGUACGGCAUAAUCAACAAUGCUGGUAUUGGCUUUGGGAGAUCCAUGGAAGAAACGGUCAAUACCAAUUACUUCGGUCCCCGGCGCGUCAAUGAUGCCUUCGGAAAGCAUCUGAAACGACCUGGUGGUCGUAUUGUGAACGUUUCGUCGGCUUCCGGUCCAAUCUUUUUGCAAAACCUGAGUGACGCCAGUUUGAAAGGCAAGUUGAACCAAGCUUGGACUAUUCCUGGUGGACUCGAGGAGCUCGAUACGAUCGCUCGCACGAUAAAGGGUGGAAACGAAUACGGAGCUAGCAAAGCCUUGUUGAACGCAUACACUUUUCUGUAUGCCAAGGCAAAUAAGGAUCUUAUCAUCAAUGCGAUAACGCCUGGUUACAUCAAAACGGAUUUGACCGCUGGUUCAGGCGCUUCCAAUCCUCCGUCGAAAGGGGCAGUGCCCCCAUGCUGGCUCAUGAUGGACGAAGACGUUGCCCAUCAACCGACGGGUCGCUACUAUGGUAGCGACUGUGUUCGGUCACCGAUGGACUGUUACCGAGGACCUGGCGAGGAACCGUACGUGAACAAUGAUGAUUUAGUCGAGGUUUCCAAAAAUUAGAAUAUGCCAAGCAUACAGGACAAAGGCCAUAGCAAUAAAAGCUUGUCUUAUAUAGACGUAGAAAUUAGGGAAUU
Phaeodactylum tricornutum CCAP 1055/1 is the source of this 941-nucleotide messenger RNA. RefSeq lists its product with no specific name. The transcript has 2 exons. The record is from RefSeq and is a predicted model, not a curated record. Bases 1 to 867 code for a protein of 288 amino acids. Gene Ontology annotation, cellular component: membrane. Lineage: Eukaryota; Bacillariophyta; Bacillariophyceae; Surirellales; Neidiaceae.